This is a messenger RNA of Oryzias melastigma (Indian medaka), 1629 nucleotides long. RefSeq names its product BarH-like homeobox 1a (gene barhl1a). The record is from RefSeq and is a predicted model, not a curated record. Gene Ontology annotation, molecular function: RNA polymerase II cis-regulatory region sequence-specific DNA binding; DNA-binding transcription factor activity, RNA polymerase II-specific. NCBI's taxonomy places the organism in Eukaryota, Metazoa, Chordata, Actinopteri, Beloniformes, Adrianichthyidae. Bases 252 to 1010 code for a protein of 252 amino acids. Gene Ontology annotation, biological process: regulation of transcription by RNA polymerase II; cell differentiation. Gene Ontology annotation, cellular component: nucleus. The transcript is spliced from 3 exons.
AGGAGGAGGAGGAAGAGGAGGGUGACCAGGAGGAGGAAGAAAGAAUGUAGCUAAAGAGGAAAGUUUGAUUCUCGUGUCUCUCUCCGUGGUGCUGAAAUUCUGUUGCCAGCUCUUUUAUGAACUUUAAUCAAAAACUUUUUUCCUUGAAAUAAUCCUCCAGCUGUGUGUAUUUUAUGUCAGCACACUAUAGAGUCCGCUCCUGGAUGUCAGUCACUAACUCCUGACAGGACCUGCACCUCCUCCCGGUCACCAUGGAGCUUUCUGCCUCCAGCAGCUCCUGCUUCCUCACCGGCUCUCUCCUCCCAUCGCCGCCGCCCGGCGCGGCUCUCUCCCGGCCGGAGAAGCGGGAUCUCUCGGAGCAUUCCUCCCCGCCUCCGGACUCCGAGCUCCGGCGGGACCGUCCUCUGCAGCAGCGCCGCUCCAUCAGCUCUUCUUCUUUCCUCAUCCAGGACAUUCUGGCGGAGUCCCGGGCUCUUCCUGACCCGGUCCGGGUGUUGGACUGUAGAUCGGAUGGAGAUUAUUGGGAAAAAAGAAGCGAUUCUCCCGACAGCGACAACAAAGAGUCUGGACUAAAGUCAGAUGAAUGGUCCCGUCACGCUCCCUCUGAAGGUGGCGGCAGCUCGGAUUCGGUCGGGGUGCGCCUCAAGAAGCCCCGUAAAGCUCGGACGGCGUUCAGCGACCAGCAGCUGUCCAGGCUGGAGAGAAGCUUCCAGAAGCAGAAGUACCUGAGUGUCCAGGACCGGAUCGAGCUGGCAGCCUCCCUGCAGCUCAGUGACACCCAAGUGAAAACCUGGUACCAAAACCGGAGGACGAAGUGGAAGCGUCAGUCAGCUGCGGGUCUGGAGCUUUUGGCUUCAAACGACAAGAUGUUCCUGCCUGCACACUUCCAGUGUCCUCCUACCUCACCCAUCAUGGACUCCUACCUGUAUAGAAGCCCCGCCCACCACUACUGCCACCCCGCAGCCCUCCCUCUGCUGCCCCACAUCUUCACCCACAUGGACCCCCACUGACAGCAGCAUGACGGAGGGCUUUUUUUCUUCCCGAUUCCUCAGACAGACCUUUGGAUAUCUUUAGAGUCUCACGUUCAGAUUCUGAAAGUCAGGUGAAGGAUUCAAAGGUGGAGGACUGGAGAUGAGUCAGAGCUGAGGGUUUGAGUCCAACCAGACAUCCUGCAAGUAGAAAGAUUUUUAAAAAUUCCCCAAUUUGAUUCUUUCUUCAAAUUGAAAAAUGUAAACAUGUUUGGUUUCAAUCUCUUUGUUUGGUCUCGUUCUAGAUCUUUAUAAAUCAUCUUUCAUAUCUGUGGGAUGUUCUUUGCUAACAGGUUGUUUUGACUUGGUGCUGGUUCCACAUAAACUAGUGAUGCACUUGUCCUGCGUGGAGUUCAGUUUUUUUUUAUUCCAUUUCUUUAAAAAAAAAAAAAAAACAGAGGAUGUCUGAUUAGGUAUUUCAGUGACCUCCGUGUCCACAGGUGUAUAGAAUCAUGCAGGUAGGCAUAUGUGAAGGAAAACUACUGGAGACUGGACAUGGACUUUCCACACUACUCCAUGUUCUUGUCAGCUAGACGUGAAUGGAAGCAUCAACUCGUAUAAUAGUCUUCUGUAGAUACCCCUCAACCUUAAAGGGUAACCA